Messenger RNA from Sphaerodactylus townsendi, 8727 nucleotides. It is a transcript of the gene ARHGAP5, whose product is annotated as Rho GTPase activating protein 5. NCBI's taxonomy places the organism in Eukaryota, Metazoa, Chordata, Lepidosauria, Squamata, Sphaerodactylidae. Gene Ontology annotation, molecular function: GTPase activity; GTP binding. The coding region runs from base 436 to 4950 and encodes 1504 amino acids. Gene Ontology annotation, biological process: signal transduction. The transcript has 8 exons. The record is from RefSeq and is a predicted model, not a curated record.
GCAUGCGAGUGAGUGAGACUUCGUCAGCGGAGCCAGUGCCGGGGAGGCUCGGCGGCGGACGCCGCCAUUACUAAACCGGGGAGGGUGGGAGGAAUGGAGCCAGGCCGUCGUGGCCGGGAGUUCUGAGGGGGGUUGCGGAACGCAGGGGAACGGUCACCGCUGCUGCGAGAGCCCCGGAAAUGCCGCGGGAGAGCCGAGACGGAGAACACUCUCAGGGAAGAAAUAUUUGAAGAAGAUCUUAAGAAGUACCACUAUUUUGUCUGUAAAGGACACCUGGACCUAAAUACUUAAGUUAAUUGCAAGCUUGAAAAUCUGAGAGAAACUGAGAACUUAUUCUGUGAGCUUGAAGAUAAUUUUUCAGUGUGUAAAGGCACUUUUAAGAAUGAAAACUACACCCAGUUGUGUUAGUGAAUAUAGAACAAUGAGAAGAACACUAUGAUGGCGAAGAACAAAGAGCCUCGCCCCCCAUCCUAUGCGAUUAGUGUGGUUGGACUUUCUGGAACUGAGAAAGACAAGGGGAACUGUGGAGUUGGGAAGUCGUGUUUGUGCAAUAGAUUUGUACGUUCAAAAGCAGAUGAAUAUUACCCAGAACAUACCUCUGUGCUUAGCACAAUUGACUUUGGUGGACGAGUUGUUAAUAAUGAUCACUUUUUAUACUGGGGUGACGUAACACAAUGUGGAGAGGAUGGAAUAGAUUGUAAAAUUCAUAUUAUUGAACAGACUGAGUUCAUUGACGAUCAGACUUUUUUGCCUCAUCGAAGUACGAAUUUACAACUAUAUAUAAAACGUGCAGCUGCAACCAAAUUGCAGUCAGCUGAAAAACUUAUGUAUAUUUGCACAGAUCAGCUUGGAUUGGAGCAAGACUUUGAGCAAAAGCAAAUGCCUGAAGGGAAGCUAAGUGUCGAUGGGUUUGUGUUGUGCAUUGAUGUAAGUCAAGGAUGCAAUAGGAAGUUUGAUGAUCAGCUUAAGUUUGUGAAUAACCUCUAUAUUCAGCUAUCAAAAUCUAAAAAGCCUAUAAUAAUAGCAGCAACUAAAUGUGAUGAAUGUGUAGACCAUUAUUUACGAGAGGUUCAGGCAUUUGCUUCCAAUAAGAAGAACCUUCAGGUAGUUGAAACAUCAGCAAGAUUCAAUGUCAAUGUAGAGACAUGUUUUACUGCAUUGAUACAAAUGAUGGACAAAACCCGUGGUAAGCCUAAAAUAAUUCCCUAUCUGGAUGCCUAUAAAACACAGAGACAGCUUGUUGUUACUGCAACGGAUAAAUUUGAGAAACUUGUUCAGACUGUUAGAGACUACCAUGCAACAUGGAAAACUGUUAGUAAUAAAUUGAAAAAUCAUCCAGAUUAUGAAGAAUACAUUAAUUUAGAGGGAACCAAAAAGGCCAAAAAUACUUUUUCAAAACACAUAGAACAGCUUAAACAAGAGCAUAUAAGAAAAAGAAGAGAUGAAUAUAUUAAUACAUUACCAAGAGCUUUUAACACUCUUUUGUCAAACCUUGAAGAGAUUGAGAAUUUGAACUGGCCUGAAGCUUUGAAAUUAAUGGAAAAAAGACCAGAUUUCCAACGAUGUUUUGUGGUGCUGGAAAAAACACCAUGGGAUGAAACUGACCAUAUAGAUAAAGUGAACGAUAGGAGAAUUCCAUUUGACCUUUUGAGCACACUAGAAGCGGAGAAAGUUUAUCAAAAUCAUGUGCAGCAUCUAAUAUCAGAGAAGAGGAGAGUUGAAAUGAAGGAGAAGUUCAAAAAAACUCUUGAAAGAAUACAGUUUAUUUCUCCAGGGCAGCCCUGGGAAGAAGUUAUGUGUUUUGUAAUGGAAGAUGAGGCUUUUAAAUAUAUUACAGAAGUGGAUAGUAGGGAAGUAUAUAGCAGGCAUCAACGGGAAAUAGUUGAAAAAGCCAAAGAGGAAUUUCAGGAAAUGCUUUUUGAACAUUCUGAGCUGUUUUAUGACUUGGAUUUGAAUGCAACACCUAGUUCUGAUAAAAUGAGUGAAAUUCAUGCAGUUCUGAAUGAAGAGCCUCGCUACAAAGCUUUACAGAAACUUUCACCUGACCGAGAGUCUCUUCUCCUUAAACAUAUAGGUUUUGUGUAUCAUCCCACUAAAGAAACAUGUCUCAGUGGCCAAAACUGCAUGGACAUUAAAGUAGAACAGUUACUAACCAAUAGUCUCUUACAACUGGACCAUGGUCGCUUAAAUUUGUAUCAUGACAGUGCCAACAUUGAUAAAGUUAAUCUUUUCAUUUUGGGUAAGGAUGGUCUUGCACAAGAGCUGGCAAAUGAGAUUCGGACACAAUCCACAGAUGAUGAAUAUGCUUUAGAUGGAAAAAUAUAUGAACUUGAUCUUAGACCAGUUGAUGCAAAGUCACCUUAUCUUUUGAGUCAGUUGUGGACUUCUGCCUUCAAACCGCAUGGAUGUUUCUGUGUGUUUAAUUCUAUUGAAUCACUCAAUUUCAUUGGUGAAAGCAUUGGGAAAAUACGAACUGAGGCAUCUCAAAUAAGAGACAAGUAUAUGGCCAAUCUACCAUUUACAUUAAUAUUAGCUAAUCAGAGAGAGAGCGUUAGCAAGAAUCUGCCCAUUCUAAGACACCAAGGACAACAAUUGGCAAACAAGUUACAGUGUCCUUUUAUAGAUGUACCUGCUGGUACCUACACACGUAAAUUUAAUGAAGCCCAAAUAAAACAAGCUUUGAGGGGAGUUCUGGAAGCAGUGAAACACCAUUUUGAUGUUGUAAGUCCUGUUCCUAUAAUUAAGGACCUUUCGGAAGCUGAUUUGAGAAUUGUAAUGUGUGCCAUGUGUGGAGAUCCUUUCAGUGUAGAUCUUAUUCUUUCACCCUUCCUUGAUUCUCAUUCAUGUAGUGCUGCUCAAGCUGGUCAAAAUAAUUCCCUAAUGCUUGAUAAAAUUAUAGGUGAAAAAAGGAGGCGAAUACAGAUUACGAUAUUAUCAUACCAUUCUUCAAUUGGUGUCAGAAAAGAUGAACUUGUUCAUGGGUAUAUAUUAGUUUACUCAGCUAAGAGAAAAGCAUCUAUGGGAAUGCUUCGUGCAUUUCUUUCAGAAGUACAAGAUACUAUUCCUGUCCAGUUGGUGGCUGUUACUGACAGUCAGGCAGACUUUUUUGAGAAUGAAGCUAUCAAAGAACUAAUGACUGAGGGGGAACACAUAGCUACUGAGAUUACUGCUAAAUUUACAGCUCUAUAUUCUUUAUCUCAGUAUCACCGUCAGACUGAGGUUUUCACACUGUUCUUUAGUGAUGUUUUGGAAAAGAAAAACAUGAUUGAAAAUUCCUAUGUAUCUGAUAGUACUAGAGAGUCAACACAUACAAGUGAGGAUGUUUUCCUGCAUUCUCCCAAAAGGAGCUCCAUUGCCUACAGUGGCUAUCCAGAUUCAGAAGAUGAUACUGAAGCCCCACCUCCUUACAGCCCAAUUGGAGAUGAUGUACAACUACUACCGGCACCCAGUGAUCGCUCAAAAUAUCGUUUAGAUUUGGAAGGUAAUGAAUAUCCUGUGCAUAGUACACCACUAAAUUGUCAUGAUCAUGAACGCAAUCAUAAAGUGCCUCCUCCCAUAAAGCCGAAGCCAAUUGUACCCAAGACAAAUGUGAAAAAACUGGAUCCAAACCUAUUAAAAACAAUAGAAGCAGGCAUUGGUAAAAACCCAAGAAAAUCUAGAAUGCCUUUGGCAUCAGCUGAUGAUCUAGAUCAGUCUGAUAAUUAUGCAGAACCUAUAGACACUAUUUUUAAGCUCAGAGGUGUUACUGAUGAUAUCUAUGCGGUUCCUGAUGAUAGUCAGAAUCGUAUGAUUAAAAUUCAAAAUUCAUUUGCUAUAAAUAAUGUCCAAGGUGAUGAAGAAAAUGGAUUUCCCGACAGAACUUCAAGGACCCACGGAGAAAGAAGACCUUCAAAAUACAAAUAUAAAUCUAAAACUCUGUUUAGCAAAGCCAAAUCUUACUAUAGGAGAGCACAUUCAGAUGCAAGUGAUGAUGAAGCUUUUACAACUUCUAAAAUGAAAAGAAAAGGAAGACAUCGUGGCAGUGAAGAAGACCCACUUCUGUCCCCUGUAGAAACAUGGAAAGGUGGCAUUGAUAACCCAGCAAUUACAUCAGAUCAAGAGUUGGAUGAUAAAAAGUUAAAGAAGAAAACCAUGAAAGUGAAGGAGGACAAGAAACAAAAAAAGAAAACUAAGACAUUCAAUCCACCAACUCGUAGAAAUUGGGAGAGUAAUUACUUUGGGAUGCCCCUGCAGGAUUUGGUUACACCUGAAAAGCCUAUACCACUCUUUGUUGAAAAAUGUGUGGAGUUCAUUGAAAAUACAGGUUUAUGUACUGAAGGUCUCUAUCGUGUUAGCGGAAAUAAAACUGAUCAAGACAACAUUCAGAAGCAAUUUGAUCAAGAUCAUAGUAUCAGUUUGGAAUCUAUGGAUGUAACAGUAAAUGCUGUGGCCGGAGCCCUUAAAGCUUUCUUUGCAGAUCUUCCAGAUCCUUUAAUUCCAUAUAAUCUACAUCCAGAAUUAGUUGAUGCAUCCAAAAUUCUUGAUAAGACAGAACGGUUGUAUGAGUUGAAAGAAAUUGUGAAGAAAUUUCAUCCAGUGAACUAUGAUGUCUUCAAAUAUGUAAUAACUCAUCUGAACAGGGUUAGCCAGCAAAGUAGAACCAAUUUUAUGACUGCAGACAACUUAUCUAUCUGUUUCUGGCCAACUUUGAUGAGACCUGACUUUGAAAACAGAGAGUUCCUUUCAACCACCAAGAUUCUCCAGUCAGUAAUAGAAACAUUCAUUCAACAGUGCCAGUUUUUCUUUUAUAAUGGAGACAUUUUAGAAACAUCUGACAGUGUGGCACACCAGCCUCCCCCUUCUAACCCAGUGCAAAUGGUGGAUCCAAUCGUACCACUACAGUUACCACCACCUCUACAACCUCAGCUAAUACAACCACAGUUGCAAGCAGAUCCUCUUGGUAUUAUUUAAAUAUAACAGCUUACAGUAAAUAGAAGAUGGUUGCAGUCAGCCUGGAAUCGGAUAGAAAGAAAGAAAAACUAGAGAUGCAUGUUCUGAAGAUAGAGAAGUUGCUUUCAUAUUGAUGGAAGUAUUUGGAUUCAAACUGGGAAGUAUUUGUUGUAGGCAUACUAUACACCUUGUUCAUAAACACGCAGGUCAAAAUUAUGUGAUUAGCAUGACUGGAGAGGUUUAAUUUUUUAAACAAAACUAAAAUGCGAAGCUGCUGUUGCAUGAACAUUUCUUGCAAACACUAUCAUUCCUGUGACAAUUUUGUCACAUUAUAUUGUGAAUAAUUUUUUUCUAUAUAAAUGUAAUGAUUAAAUAAAUCAUUUAUGGAACAUUCAAUGCUUACAGCCUGCUUUAGGGCUGUUUUUGUUGUUUAAUGUUCUUUUUUCCUGACAAUUCCUUUCCCCAUCUAUCCAAUUGCUGUGAUCAGCUAAAACACAGCUGUGUUUUUUAUUUGUAAAAACCCCAAGCAACCUAUGCUACAGUAUGCUUCUUUUCAGAGAGAACAUAAACUGCACUGCUAGAAAUACACUUUCCAUUUCCUUUUAAGAAACCUGUGGAUAUUUGUGUCUGAGGGGUUAGUAAUUUUUUCUUACAGCACAAUACCAAGGACAUGCUUAUUGUAAAAGUGAGUUUAACCAUUGUACAAAAAUGUUGCUGUUACCUACUUUUCCCUUUUACGUUAAUGAAUGAAACACUUUAUAAUACUGUUAAUUCUGUACACAGUUGCAUGUUUAAAAGAUCAUUGAUCUUGUAAACUUAAUGUAAUAUAUUUUAGAUAUUUUAAUUUUUCCCGCAAGGGAGUUCAUCUAGUAUAUAGAAAGAAGUUUGACAUUUUCAUAUAAGUUUAUAACUUUUCAUACAUAAAUGCAAAAUUUGUUGUAGUGUAAACUCUCUAAACCAAACAAUCUAGGACUUAUAAUGUAUACACUAUAUCUAUUUUUCUGUGACCCUUUAAAGGUAUAAAAAUUGCUGAUAUAUAGCAAUAAAUACUUUGGGUACUGAGCAUCUUAAUGUAUAUAAAAAGACCUUGUAUUCAUGUUUUUAAAUGUGAUCUGUUGUACUAAAAAUUCAAAAUGGCUGUUUGCACCAUUUUAAAGUUUUUUUUCCUUUUACAUUGGUACAAAUUUUGCUGUAAAAGAUUGCUGCUUAGUUUCCAGAAACAUUCUUAGUUAGCCUUUAGUAUUGAUGAAUAUGAUUGAAAGCUAGAAAUAAUGAAUCAGGUUUGAGUAGAGCCUAAUAAUAUUUUAAUUUCCCCUUAAUGUCAUUUUCUUUUACAUUCUCAGAAGAAGAAACCUGAUUUAUUUAGCUGCUGGGAAAUUUUGAGAAAAUUUUAAAAAUCCCUUUACAGUCUCCAUUGUAAUCUUCAUUCAUAGUUUGAGAUCUUCUGCAGCAGUGGUUCCCAGCCUUUUUUCACUUGCAUACUCCUUGGCAAUCCAUUUCGCUAAAAUUGCUCCCAAAUUAGCAAACCCAUGACCUAAUUUUUUUCUCUCAUAUCCCCAAAUGCUCUGGCUUGUACCCCUAAGAGUUACCGUACCCCAGGUUGGGAACUACUGUCCUGCAUUUUAAUUAUAAAAGUUCUUAAGAGUGUGAUUAGCAAAGUUGGUUAGGAAUUAAGGUUCUUAAGAGCUUUGCUUCAUAUGUCUAAAAUUAAAAAAUGCCUUUUUCAAUUGUUAUGUCCUAGGUAUUGUACUUCCAAUUAUGACUCUGAUUAUCAUUUAGUUAAAAUACCAUAACCCAGGCUGCUGUUGAAGUAUUUGUAUAUUAUAAAUUAUCUCAAUAUUUGUGUUAUAUUCUUGCAAGUAAUUAUCUUUUCUAAAAAAACAAAAAACAAAAACCUAUUCCAAUUCAAAGCACACAGGAUAUAAACACAAUAAAAUUUGUCCUGUAAAUGUAGUAGCAUUAACUUGUUUUACAUUACAUCUGUUUCCUAAAUAGCUUUUAUUUAUAGCCAUCAGUUUAACAUAGGCAUGUUAAGAUAAAUAAUUAAUCUUCAAGAGUUUUAUAAACUGUUUCUAGGUUGCUAAAGAAUUUAUUUUUCUACUAUAGAUGGUAUAGACAAAAGCAUCAAACUGUACAGAAAAAGCUUAUUUCUAUUGCAAGUAGGCUUAAAUUUUUCAGUCAUAUCAUUUGAAAAAAAGUCUAACAAUAUAGAAGUUGAAAUUGUUUUUCUUUUAGAAUGCUGUCUUUUUGUAAACUAGUGUAAUUUGGUCAUCUGUACUGAUACCAUUGUUUUAUUAUCCUUACAUUGAUUUCCAGAAAUUGGUUUCAGAUUGUUACAGGUGACUAUUUAACAGUCUUUUUUCUCUUGAUUUUUCACCUUCCCCAUAAUUGUUAAAAUGCUGCUCUUACAGUUAGCCUAGAUCAUGAUCCACCAAGGUGGUGGUCACCUUGAGCGUCCUGAUCACAGCAUACAUAUGCUUGUGUUACGUUUAUUGUAAUAACAAUACAACCCUUGCACUCUUUGCUGCUACAUAAAGCCACCAUAUGUUAUAAGUUACUAGGGAUUCAGUCUCAGUGGAUCAUGUCCAUAGAUCAUAGGUUUAAUACUUAAGCAUUAAUCUGUUUGCCUACUUGUCAUUCUUUUCAUGAUUAAUACUUUAGAAUUAAAGCACUGUGGAUGCUAUCUGUGAGACUCUCAGCAGCAUAUUUUUUUGCAUGUUAGUCUUGUUUCUGCUUGACACAGACAUUUAAAACAGGAAGGGCUGCUAAAUUGAAAAUGGGAAAAUCAGAUGGGAGUAUCCCAUUAUAGUUUGGGGGGGGGUUGUUGGCACUCAUAUGAUCCUAGAGAAUCCACCAUGGAGAAUAGCGACGAUCAGCUGGUGGUAUAGAAAGCAACCCUACGUACAUGCUUGGUGUUUUGAGAUGUUGAUUUUGGCCAAUGGGGUAUUCCACUAUAGCAUACUUUUUCUGAAAUUUCAAGCCAGGGAAUGUUGUUGAUCGUGUGAAUCCAAUAAAUUUUACAGUAACGUAAACAGUGCUCAAUGGUUGUCCAUUAAUCUUUGACAUCCCCUUUGUUUUUUGGAGGGGUUUUUUGGGGGUGUGUGUGUGUAUCCCUAAACUGUAUGUGUAGCUUUAGGUUGCAGUUCUGAGCACAUAUAUGCUUAAAUAAGAUCUGUUUAGAUCAGUGAGCUGCAAUUCUGAGCACAGUUACUAGGGAUUCAGUCAGUCAGUUGCGGUCACUGAAACUUAGUAAUUGUACUUAGGGUUAUGCUAUAUGUAUUUAACAAGUAUUUAGGUGAUUUAUCAGUGUAUUUAGUCCCACACAUGAAACAUUUAAAUGGCAUUUUAUAUUAAAUGAUGUUUUUCAGAUUAUUUUUACAUUACGCUCAAACUUUAAACAUAAUGUAAAUAAGUUAUACGAAAAAUCCUAAAUGAAGAGCAACAAUUCUUUUUUUAUCCCUGAAAUGUGUUCUUGCAUUACUUCUGAAUGCUGGUUGGUAAGUAAAUCACCAUUGAUUCUUUUUAAGCAAAACAGCCGGAAAGCUUUAGUUUCUAAUAUCUCUUUGAAAUUGUGAAGAUGUAAGCUAAUGGAAGAGGUUUAAAAAUACUAGGCCUUAGCCUCCAUUGUGAUUUCAUUUUUUACAGUAACUGUAAAUUUUACAUUUUUUACAGUAAAUAACACACUUUAAAACUUUUGUUUAUAGUUCAUGUAAUCUUGUCACAUCUCCUACAGAAAGUGAGUUUAAUAUCAGUGUAUGCAGAAUGCUAUGAAUAAAACAUUAAGAUGUCUACCUUGUA